UGCUGGCAUCACCAUGCUGUUGGCACAUUCUCGUGCUACUUGCCGCAAUGGCGUUGCUCGACUAUGGUUGAAAGUCAACUCUAGUAGUCGUUAUGCGACUUCCCUUUCCUCAUCCAUCAAGUUGAGCAGCGUUCCUGCACCCCAUACCGGCAGCAUUGCAGUUCUGUCCCUCAAUCGCCCGAAGGCUCGCAACGCGCUCUCUAGGCAACUUCUGUCUGAGCUCGGAGGUGUCGUAGAGGGUCUUCAUGCGGAGGCCGGGAAAGGCAGUACUCGUGCGCUCAUACUGGCGAGUGAAAGCGACGACGCCUUCUGUGCUGGCGCAGAUCUGAAGGAGCGCUUGACAUUCACCCAUGAAGAUACGCAAGCUUUCCUUAAGGCCUUACGAGGUACCUUUACGCGCCUUUCCACUCUCCCCAUCCCCACCAUCUCGGCCGUCAGCAGCUCGGCCUUUGGCGGCGGCUUGGAGAUCGCACUAUGUACCAACUUCCGUGUCAUGGCAUCCACUGCGACUGUCGGCUUGCCUGAGACACGGCUCGCCAUCAUUCCUGGCGCAGGAGGUACCUUCCGGCUUCCCGCUUUAAUCGGUCCAGCUCGCGCGAGAGACCUGAUAUUGACUGGCAGGCGGGUCAUGGGUCCUGAGGCAUACUUCCUGGGGCUUUGCGAUAGGCUGGUGGAAGUGACAGACGAGCAGAGAGUAGCGCCUGGGGUCGCUCGAGGUCUGGUGCUGGAGCAGGCCGUGGAGAUGGCGAAUACGAUCUGUGAGGGGGGCCCGGUGGCGAUCAGAGCUGCCAUGAAAGCAUUGAGCGGCUGGCAAGAAGGCGAGAGGAGUGAGAAUGCUGCCUAUGAUAUCGUGAUGCCAACCAAGGAUCGGACAGAGGCACUGAAGGCUUUCGGCGAGAAGAGGAAGCCCAUGUUUGAAGGACGCUAGAGAUCAAUGAUGGGACCUGGACAUCAAUUCCUUUCUUAUCCCGCACCUCACAUUGACGAUGUGAAUUUGGUGUUCCUCGUUUGUUUGUUGACGUGCGCUCCUUCCGAAUUCGCCAACAAAAUCUUAGCAGCACGCCACCAAUAUCCUUCACGUUUAGUUAAUCAAAGGGCAAAUUCAAAGCACAGUAACCAAGCAGCAGCGAGUUCGCAUAACAUGAAUCAAUACGACUGACUAAACUUAAGCUGACAUCAUGACUCCCAACAGUCAAGUCGACAGCAAAGUCUCCACGCCACGCAAGCGUGCCGGUAGUGCCAGCGAGCAAC
Messenger RNA from Baudoinia panamericana UAMH 10762, 1251 nucleotides. RefSeq lists its product as uncharacterized. The record is from RefSeq and is a predicted model, not a curated record. Bases 14 to 928 code for a protein of 304 amino acids. Gene Ontology annotation, molecular function: enoyl-CoA hydratase activity. Gene Ontology annotation, biological process: fatty acid beta-oxidation. NCBI's taxonomy places the organism in Eukaryota, Fungi, Ascomycota, Dothideomycetes, Mycosphaerellales, Teratosphaeriaceae. Gene Ontology annotation, cellular component: mitochondrion. The transcript has 2 exons.